AUGAAGAAGGGGGUCGUGAGAUGGUCCAAACGUCUCGCUCGCUUCCUCGUGUCUCGUGUGCUGCGUUGCGGUCCCAUCCCGAAGCAUGUCGCCUUCAUCAUGGACGGGAAUCGAAGGUCUGGAGGUUCGAGGAGGAUGAAGAGGUUGAGUGAAGGGCAAGAAGGGCAUGCGUAUGGCUUCCUGCAGCUCAAAGAAUGCUUGAAAUGGUGCCUGGACCUGGGAAUCAAAGUCGUCACGGUUUAUGCUUUCAGCUUGGAAAACUUCAAGCGGUCAGCUGUUGAGGUGGAGACUAUCAUGAAGUUAGCGGAGGAGAAGCUGAACGAGCUAGCGGAGGAGAGAGGCUUCCUGGACCGGCACGGGAUCAAAGUGCAGAUCCUUGGGGACCUGGACGUCCUCCCUCAGCACGUGAAGGCGGCAGCCUGUCGGGCGAUGAAGGUCAGCGAACAUCACGAGCAGGCUGUUCUCAACAUCUGCAUCGCCUACACGUCCCUUGCCAACAUGGCAGAGGCUGUUGAGGAUGGGACGUUGAAACCUGAUGACGUCACGGACGAGUUGUUCUCUGAAUCUCUCUACACCCGCCCUGUCUCACAGGUCGAUCUGCUGGUCAGAACCUCAGGAGAGACGAGGCUCAGCGACUUUCUGCUCUGGCAAUCCGCCUGUGCCUGCGUUCAGUUCCAACCGGUCUUGUGGCCAGACUUCUCCCUCUGGCAUCUCGCCUCUGCCAUCCUCCAAUACCAGCGCUCCUUCUCCGACCUUCAA
Guillardia theta CCMP2712 is the source of this 759-nucleotide messenger RNA. Its product is annotated as dehydrodolichyl diphosphate synthase. The transcript is spliced from 8 exons. The annotation marks the transcript as partial. The record is from RefSeq and is a predicted model, not a curated record. Gene Ontology annotation, cellular component: dehydrodolichyl diphosphate synthase complex; endoplasmic reticulum. NCBI's taxonomy places the organism in Eukaryota, Cryptophyceae, Pyrenomonadales, Geminigeraceae. Gene Ontology annotation, biological process: polyprenol biosynthetic process. Gene Ontology annotation, molecular function: ditrans,polycis-polyprenyl diphosphate synthase [(2E,6E)-farnesyl diphosphate specific] activity.